Tachyglossus aculeatus (Australian echidna) is the source of this 2865-nucleotide messenger RNA. It is a transcript of the gene GPR17, whose product is annotated as G protein-coupled receptor 17. Gene Ontology annotation, biological process: phospholipase C-activating G protein-coupled receptor signaling pathway; positive regulation of Rho protein signal transduction. The transcript is spliced from 3 exons. NCBI's taxonomy places the organism in Eukaryota, Metazoa, Chordata, Mammalia, Monotremata, Tachyglossidae. Gene Ontology annotation, cellular component: membrane. Gene Ontology annotation, molecular function: G protein-coupled receptor activity. Bases 452 to 1471 code for a protein of 339 amino acids. The record is from RefSeq and is a predicted model, not a curated record.
CUUCAGAGAGAUUCCAGCCAUCGGUGGGGGGGGUGAUUAUCACUUUAGAAAUAUUCAUAAUUAUUACAGUCGCAGUUCCCCCUCCAAACACGGAAUGAAGCCAGUCUUUCACUGUGAGUGAGGCCCAUCUCCCCUCCCUCUAAUGUAAGUUGAUAACGCGCCCUCCGAGCCAGCGAGCGUCUUUAUAUACAAGGCCUCGGUCCCGGCCCCCUCACUGAGCCGGCAGCUGACCCUUCUGGACCAUCCCUCUGUUAUUCCCUUGGGAUCAAUGCUCGGGUUUCCACUUCUCCUUGAUUUGCAGACAUCAGGGAGACCUUCCCCGACCUCCACUCCAGAGAACUCUCCUUUCCACCUGGACAGCUCAAGAGAAAGGAAUGGUCAGAAUUCUGGAAGCAUCUGGAGCAAGAAACAAUUCAGGGUCUUCCUUGCUGCUCCGCCCUGGUGCUGAAGAAUGGAUGGACUGGCGGUGGAUGCCUCAAAUCUGUUCUUCAACACCUCCCUGGAAACCUCAGAACAGUGUGGCAAAGAAACCGCUCUGGAAAACGUUCUCUUUGCCUCUUUUUAUCUGCUGGACUUCAUCCUCGCCUUCGCGGGCAACACCCUUGCCCUCUGGCUCUUCAUCCGGGACCAAAAGUCGGGCACCCCCGCCAACAUCUUCCUGAUGCACCUCGCUGUGGCCGACCUGUCUUUCGUGCUGGUACUUCCCACCCGACUGGUGUAUCACUUUUCGGGAAACCACUGGCCGUUCGGGGAAAUCCCGUGCCGCCUCACCGGCUUCCUCUUCUACCUCAACAUGUACGCCAGCAUCUACUUCCUCACUUGCAUCAGCGCGGACCGCUUCCUGGCCAUCGUGCAUCCCGUGAAGUCCAUCAAACUCCGCCGGCCCCUCUACGCCCACCUGGCCUGCGCCUUUCUCUGGGUGAUCGUGGCCGUGGCGAUGGCCCCGCUGCUGGUCAGCGUGCAGACGGCGGAGACGAACACCACCACCGUCUGCUUGCAGCUCUACCGGGAAAAGGCCUCCCGCCACGCUCUGGUGUCCUUGGCGGUGGCGUUCACCUUCCCGUUCGUCACCACGGUGACCUGCUACUUGCUGAUCAUCCGGAGCCUGCGGAGCGGCAGCCGGGUGGAGCAGCAUCUCAAGGACAAAGCUAUCAAGAUGAUCGUGAUGGUGCUGAUGAUCUUCCUCAUCUGCUUCGUGCCCUACCACGUCAACCGUUACAUUUACGUCCUCCAUUACGACGGCACCCAGACGUCCUGUGAGACGCAGCGGGUCCUGGCUCUCAGUAACCGCAUCACCUCCUGCCUCACGAGCCUCAACGGUGCCCUUGACCCGGUCAUGUAUUUUUUUGUGGCCGAGAAGUUCCGGGAGGCCUUGUGCAAUCUGCUUUGCGGCAGGAAGGCGGUGAGGCUCCCUCCGAGUUUCGAAGGGAAGACCAACGAGAGUUCGCUGAGCGCUAAAUCGGAACUGUGAAAGCCAGGUACAGACCCCAGGUCUUGCCUAGAGUCACAGUCUCCUCUAGAUGGGAGACCCAUUUUCUCGGGAAGCGACUUCUCUGAGCCACGUGCACGUUUCUGCUGGGCCAAGGAGGAGGAGUUUAACCUCCUCCAGUAACCACAACCGGCAAAAAGACUGAACUCUCAGCGGAUCACCGAGCACUAAUUCUGAUGCCUUAGCAGUGGCAUUUCCGACCUCAAGCCUGACAACUGAACUUUUGAAAAGGAGAGGCGGGCAGAUGUAAUCAAGCUACGACUUCUCCUUUAAGGAAGAAUUUUUUUUAAAAUCCCCCUUUUAACUAAUUCUGUCGAACUGUAGUCUCCCAAGCGCUUAGUACAGUGCUCUGCACAUAAUACAUGCACAAUACCACUGAUUGAUUUAACUCUGUUACUGGGUAGCCUAGUGAUCGCAGAACAAGGUAAAGUGAAAGUUCUUGUGAAAAUUACAGAGCACUGAAAAUCUUUCUUUACUAAAUGCUUACAGCUAAGCUCCCCGUCCCCCAUUACAUUAAAGCAGAAAAAAGGCAAUUAACAACUUUUGUAGAGUUAAACCAGAAAGAGACUGGAAAAUUGCUUGAGAAUUUGUCUUUGCAUUUUUGAUUUUUGUUUUAUCAUUAAUACCUCUCGCUACAGCGUGUCGCUAACUUACACUGGCUAACGGAGGGACGAGGCCUACAUUUGAUGGCUGAAUGCUGUGACCAGAUAUUAAAACAGACAACUUGGACUUCCCAAGCGCUUAGCACAGCGCUCUGCACACAGUACGCGCUCAAUAAAUCCGAUCGAAUGAACAAGGGUGGAAGGUCCUGAAGAGCACCUCAUAAAUGCAGUCCAAACUAACAGGAGGUCUCAAAACAUUUUCAGAGAUUUUUGAAUUGUGAAGGGUAAUUUUUUUUUCUAACCCACCUCUUUCUAAUCUGGCUUGACAAUCACCCAGAUUCUCAAAUUGCUUUUCCGAAGACAGGCCAUGUUUCUUCGGUAAAGGAAAAAAGGUGACUAGUAGUCAAUUUAGAAGGCUGGGAAGGGAAAUAAACUAUUCGAUUGAUUGAUUUGCAUUAAUUAUGGAAGCCUACAGUAGAAUUACGUAAAUAUGCACUUUUUGCUCUAGGGAUACAAUUAUUGUGGAAUCAGGUGCUCUGCACACAGUAAGCGCUCAAUAAAUACAAUUGAGUGAAUGAACAUUAAUACAAACAAUCCUCCACCCUGUAACUCCUUCUUCCAGUACCCAACAGUCCCCUUUACAUUAUAAGCCUCAAGUCUGUCUAGAAACACUCUUUGUCAGGGUGCAAACUGUUUUACGAUUUAUCUUUUUUACAGUUAUCUUGUUCUAUGUAACUGCUUCUAUGUAUCAUAAAAGUGAAUAGUUUAAAAAGA